This is a messenger RNA of Schizosaccharomyces japonicus yFS275, 2583 nucleotides long. RefSeq names its product DNA damage response protein. The transcript is spliced from 2 exons. Gene Ontology annotation, cellular component: nucleus; protein phosphatase 4 complex. The coding region runs from base 1 to 2583 and encodes 860 amino acids. Lineage: Eukaryota; Fungi; Ascomycota; Schizosaccharomycetes; Schizosaccharomycetales; Schizosaccharomycetaceae. Gene Ontology annotation, molecular function: protein phosphatase regulator activity. The record is from RefSeq and is a predicted model, not a curated record.
AUGAGUGAUUUGGAUGAAAAAGACGCCGACAAAGAGGUGGAAGAACACGAUGAAGUUACAGAAGACGGGAACUCGUUAUCACCAGUUGCGAAGGCUUUAAGCCAAGUAGAAGUUCCAAAAACAGCACGACGCGUCAAGGUUUACGAAAUGGAGUUCGAUAAUUGGGCAGAUUGUGGAACAGGAUACUGUAGUGGCUUAAUUGAGGACUCGUUGGCAUUUUUGAUUGUUCAUUCGGAAAUCGAUAAUGAGACAGUUCUCCUUAAAACUCAAAUUAUAAACGAAGACAUUUAUUCGCGGCAAGAAGAUACAUUGAUAGUUUGGCAAGAACUGGAUGGAAGCGAUAUGGCUUUAAGUUUCCAGGAGGCUGUUGGUUGUAUAGAGAUGUGGACAUUUCUUGUUGAUGUGCAAAAAGCUAUAUCAACUGUAACCGGAAAGCCAAUUAAAGAGGAUUCUCUGUUAGACGAAGCGGCUUUAGCUCAACAUAAUUUGUCGGAAUCGAUGGUUCUGCCUGCUGCUGAACUUUCAAACUUUGCUGAAAUUAAUGAGUUUGUCUUGUGUGCAAUGCAAUCGCUGACGACGAGAGAAGCUCUUCGCAAGUUAAUUGUGUCUGAUCAUUACGCAGAACGGUUACUUGAACUGUUUUCUUUGUGUGAAGACCUGGAAAAUACCCAGGAUUUGUAUCUUUUGUGCUCAAUAUUCAAGAGCUUUAUUCAACUCAACGACGAUGCGUUUUUUGAACCAUUAAUACGCAACGAUGAAACUCUUCUUGCUCUUGCCGGUGUUUUUGAGUAUGAUCCGGAGUUUCCUAACUUCAAGGCUAAACAUCGCGAGUACUUGAUGGAUAACUCAAGGUUUAAAGAGGUCGUUCCCAUCCGUGAUCCUGAAGUACUCAAAAAAAUUCACCAAACUUUUAAACUUCAGUAUUUGCGGGACGUUAUUUUUUCUCGUGUUUUGGACGAUCCCACUUUUUGCGUUUUAAAUUCAUUCAUUUUCUUUAAUCAGGCUGACAUUAUCAAACAUCUUCAACACGACGAUGUAUUUUUAAAUGAACUUUUUGGAUUGUAUAGCAACCCAGACGAGAACGACCAACGAAAACAAGAUGGAAUUCUCUUGAUCCAACAAAUAUGUCAAAUCGCUCAGUCACUUCAGUCCCAGUCAUGUGGCGUAUUGUACACUGAAUUCGUCAAACGAAACCUGUUUUCCGCCUUGGAUUACGCUAUGAAGCAUGAGAAUCCUGUUGUACGUAAUACGGGAUCAGAUAUUCUUAUUUCAAUUAUUGACCAAAACCCCUCCCUGAUCUGGAAAGAAUUUGAAAAUGAUGUCGCCAAGUUCGAAGAUGAAAACACUGUUGAUGCCGAGAUGCAAAACACGCCAUCUCAAAACGCUCAACAGUCCAUGCUUACCUCCCUUAUUUCUAUGUUGCAUCAUGAAUCUUCGCUUGGUGUCCUUGCACAGAUGACGGAGGCCUUCAAAGCGCUGCUUAGCUGUCCUGGCUCUUAUGGAAAUGAAAACAUAAGCCGUGCUUAUGACAUGGUAAACGAAACAAACAUCGAAAAUGGUCUUCAUUUUAUUGAUGUAUUUUAUCAAAAGUUUCUCGACAAGCUCGUCCAACCGCUUCUUCAGUUGGAAGACCCAGAAGCAAUUGGCGACGAGCAAUUGAAUGUGCUUUCGAAUAUAUGCGAACUAGUAGGAUUUUGCAUGCGUUCUCAUGAAAACUGGUUGCACAAACGUGAAACUUUUUCUGGAUUGAGUAGGAGCGUUGCUAAACUGCUACACUGUACAAAAAAACACGUUCAGCUUACAGCCUUACGGUUUUUCCGUACUGGUGUUGGUGCACAUUGGGAUACAAUGAUUAGCCUUAUGUUGGAAAACCAUUCUUUCGAUGCAAUUUUUGAACUUAUGUUGUCUGUCCGUACAGGAAGUAACCUCGUCACCUCAGCGUGUCUCGAAUUCUUUGAGUUUGUAAAAAAUGAAGGAACUAUGCCUGUUUUGUUAUUUCUUUACUCUAACUAUCAAGACAAGUUGUCUGUGUUGCAGUCUCUGCACACCUUUGCAGAUCUCAUUAAUACGGUACAAUCAUAUCAGCAAAGUCAACGCCAAACAACCGAAAAUUUGGACAACACAGAAAACAAUCAAGAAGUCGCAAAAAAUGAUAUUUCCACUGAAGCAUCAAUUUCCGAGACCAAGGACAAAGAGCCGUCUGCUGAUGAGAACGCGUUCACUGAGGCAGAAGACACUCAUUUAUCAGAAAAAACCGUUAUUUCCGAGUCCCUUACUCUGCAAUCGGAGUUUGUUGGUGAUUCGAUUGAUGGUCAAGAACAACACAUUGAAAACACAGAAGAAGAAAAUGGUCUAUCAGAUGACGAAGCCUCUCCAAAGAAGCGUCAAGCGCGUGAGCAAGUCUCACAAGCAACUGAAGCAAAGUUUGACGUUAAUGGUUUAGCUGACCUCGAAGAUUCAAAAGGAUUAUUAUCUUUGCCGGCAACCAACGAAAUUACGGAUGACAUUACACCAGAAUCAGUGCCUGACGCUACUCCAAAAGAAGAAAAUACUCAUCAGGAAACUUCCUCUCCUGCCUCAUGA